ACACGUCGGAAACGCCACAGCAUCAAAGCGGCCGUGACCCGCACGGGCACGGCGUAUGGUUCCGUCUUUCGCUAGGGUCCGGCCGCAGCAAGCGAGAGCGCAGCCAAGCAGCGGCGGCCCGCCUCCGACUCCGCCCCCGGCCGCCUCGCCAAUGGAGUCCUCGCAGCCGCCGGCGCCUCCCACUGGGGGCGACCCAGCUGCAGAUCACGAGGCCGCGGAGCUGCCCCGGCUCACUGUGACGCAGGUGGAGCAGAUGAAGGUGGAGGCCAACGUGGCCGACUUCUACCGCGCCCUCUUCGGGGCCACGCCCAACACGAAAUCCCUCCUGCUAGAGCUGUGGCGUGAUCAGCAUAUCGAGUAUCUGACAAAAGGGCUGAGGCAUCUCGGGCCAAACUUUCAUGUGCUUGAUGCCAAUCGGCCUUGGCUGUGCUACUGGAUGGUUCAUCCACUUGCUUUGUUGGACGAAGUACUUGACGAUGAUCUCGAAGAUGAUAUUGUGGACUUCUUAGCUCGAUGUCAGGACAAAGAUGGUGGAUAUGGUGGCGGACCUGGACAGUUGCCUCAUCUUGCUACAACAUAUGCUGCAGUAAAUACGCUUGUGACUAUAGGGAGUGAAAGAGCACUGUCAUCGAUAAAUAGGAACAACCUGCACAAGUUUAUGGUUCGGGUGAAAGAUACAUCAGGUGCUUUCAGAAUGCAUGAAGGUGGUGAAAUUGAUGUCCGUGCUUGCUAUACUGCAGUAUCAGUUGCCAGCCUUGUGAACAUUCUCGAUGACGAACUGGCAAAAGGGGUUGGGGAUUACAUAGCCAGGUGUCAAACUUAUGAGGGUGGUAUUGCUGGGGAACCUUAUGCUGAAGCUCACGGUGGGUACACCUUUUGUGGGUUGGCUGCAUUGAUCCUGCUUAAUGAGACAAAGAAACUCGACUUGCCUAGCUUGAUAGACUGGGUGGCUUUUCGCCAAGGGGUGGAAUGUGGAUUUCAAGGACGAACCAAUAAAUUGGUUGACGGUUGCUACUCCUUUUGGCAGGGAGCUGCUGUUGCUUUAACACAGAAGCUAAUGAUGAUUGUCGAUGAACAAUUGAACUCAUCAUGUUCCAGCAAAAGACCGUCAGGCAAGGAUGCUUGUGGCACCAGCUCAUCUGGGAAGCCCUCAGAAAAAUCUUCCACUGCGGAUUUCGCAAAGUUUGGAUUUGAUUUUAUAAUGCAGAGCAACCAAAUUGGCCCACUGUUUCACAACAUUGCCCUGCAGCAAUACAUCUUGGUUUGUGCUCAGGUACUAGAGGGAGGAUUGAGGGAUAAGCCUGGAAAAAACAGAGAUUACUAUCACUCAUGCUACUGCCUCAGUGGCCUCUCAGUUAGCCAGUACAGUGCCACGACUGAUUCCAAUUUAUGCCCCUUACCGCAGCAUGUGCUCGGCCCAUACUCUAAUUUGCUGGAGCCGAUCCAUCCACUCUACAAUGUUGUACUGGACAAAUACCAUACGGCCUAUGAGUUCUUUUCCAAAAGUGAUCAAAUGUAGGAUUUAUUACAAGCUCAGUUGGCUAGGGCGUUCUGUGAGAUUGCACUGUAUGCACGGAUAACAGUAUUAUAUAAAAUUUGUUAUAUAUAU
This is a messenger RNA of Phragmites australis (common reed), 1609 nucleotides long. Its product is annotated as protein farnesyltransferase subunit beta-like. Bases 56 to 1519 code for a protein of 487 amino acids. The transcript is spliced from 14 exons. The record is from RefSeq and is a predicted model, not a curated record. NCBI's taxonomy places the organism in Eukaryota, Viridiplantae, Streptophyta, Magnoliopsida, Poales, Poaceae. Gene Ontology annotation, molecular function: protein farnesyltransferase activity. Gene Ontology annotation, cellular component: protein farnesyltransferase complex. Gene Ontology annotation, biological process: protein farnesylation.